GAAAGGAAGUUUUGCAAAAUGAGCCUGAAAAUAACUUGUAAUUAUGAUGUUAACAUGUAAAUGCUAACCUAGUUUUUAGACUUCUCUUACUAGAUAAAGACAUUCAAAGAAUUAAGAUGGACUAAAUUAGUAUAAAUGUACUAUUAUUAUCCAGGAAAAUACCAGUGACUUUACCACAUUGUAAUUCACAAUGUGAUGACUGUAACAGCAAUAUAUAUACAUGAAAUCUAAUCUAAUUAAAGAAGCUGAUAUCAGAAAGGAAUAAAAAGAAAGUGUGUAUGUCUGCUUGUUUGUAAAAAGGGUGCAGGAUAUCAUGGCAGAGACUUCAGCGGCUCCCUCGUCUGUAAUAAGGAAAAAGAAAAGUUUAUCCAUUGAGGAAAAAAUUGAUAUAAUAAGUGCUGUGGAAAGUGGCAAGAAAAAGGCAGACAUUGCAGCAAAAUAUGGCAUAAAGAAAAAUUCAUUGUUUUCAAUUAUGAAGAAUAAAGAUAAGGUUCUAGAAGCCUCUGAGUUCUUCCGAUUUGAUCCUAAAAGAAAAAGAUUAAGAACAGCUUUUUAUGCAGAUCUGGAAGAGGCAUUAAUAAAGUGGUACAGAAUUGCUCAGUGCAUGAAUGUACCAGUAAAUGGUCCAAUGUUGCGCUUUAAAGCUAAUGAUUUUGCUCAGAAACUUGGACAUAGUGAUUUUCAGUGCAGUAACGGCUGGCUUGAUCGUUUUAAAUCAAGAUAUGGUUUAAUAUUCCGAUCUCAACCUGUAGAAGCUGUGGCUACUACAAUAGAUACUUUACCUGUUUGGUACCAAAAUGUUCUUCCUUGUUAUUUAAAUGAUUAUCAGCCAAAAAAUGUGUUUAAUGUAAAGGAAACUGGAUUGUUUUAUAGGAUGUUACCUACUAAUACUUUUUCAUUUAAAGGCGAAACUUGUUCUGUUGGCAAAUUAAGCAAAGAGAGAAUAACUGUGGUGGUUAGUGCAAAUAUGGAUGGAUCUGAGAAACUUCCUUUGCUAGUUAUUGGAAAAAAUAAAAAUCCGCACUGCUUUAAAGAUGUAAAGUCACUAGCUGUGAAUUAUGCGGGAAACAAUAUGGCAUGGAUGACCUCAGAAGUGUUUGAUCAAUGGAUGCAUAAACUUGAUGAGAAGUUUCAAGCACAGCAGCGGCAAGUAGUAAUUUUUAUUGAUUCUUCUCUAGCUCACCCAGUGGUAAAGAAUCUCAAGUCUAUUGAACUGGUAUUCUUUCCUCCAUCCUCAUCAUCCAAAUUUAUAGCUAUGAAACAAGGAGUUAUAAGGAGUCUGAAAGUCAAAUACAGACAUCGUCUUCUCAAGAGAUUUGUAGACUGUAUAGAAGGUAGUAAAGCGUUUACGUUAACUCUGCUUGAUGCAGCUGAUAUGUUGCACCUAAGCUGGAGGAAUGUAACUCCAGAGACUAUAAUUAAAAGUUACAACAAAGCAGGAUUCAUAUCACAGACAGGAGAAAAUGGUGACUCAGACAUAGAGAUUGAAAGUGGUUUAGACAUGAUUGCAUAUGCAUUGGCUGCCAGGGUAGAGUUUCCAGGAGGUUUAUCUUUGGAGGAAUAUGCAGUUUUGGAAGAUGACUUGGUAAUAUGUGAAAUCCCCACAAAUAAUGACAAGAUAUGGACCAGAGAAAGCACUUCAAUUAAAACUGAUGUAUUUGUUUAUGAUGAAGAAGAAGGUGAAGGUGAUGGAUCUCCAGGAACUGAACAGCCAUUGCCAUCAAAAAAUGAGGCUCUGACUGCUUUAGAUACUCUUCGAAGGUUUCUCAGGAGUCAAGACAUGAAUGAUUCUCUUCAUGAUUCCCUAGCAGAUCUAGAUAAUUUUAUCCAGAAUGUAGCAUCUAAAUGAGGUUUUAGCGAAGUGGUAUGAAAGCAUUUAAAUGGAAGGUACAAGUAAAGUAAAAAUGGGUUGUAGAUCAGAGUUCAGAAUGGAGGGCCAUUUAACUCCCAUUUCAACCCUGUGAUACCUGAAACUUGGAUUUGAUGUAAACCCUUCUAUACUACUUUUAUAUUUGUCUGUGGUAAACACAACAAAUUAGAGUAUCUGCAUAUGAAAUCUCACAAAACUCUAGUAAAUACUGUACUUAAUAACAGUAUCUGUUUAAACCCAAUAAAGUAUUUAAACUUGUUUUUCUGAAAUGCGUAUCAAUACUAGGAUUAUAUGCACCAGUGCAAACUCACAUUGUACAUGUGGUUUGAAUCGGUGCACCGUACAAUGUGGUAAGUUCCAUUGCACUCAUGUAUGCUGUGCCUUGAGUAGAGGUUUGCAUGAAGGUAACUGCUAAAAUGGCCAAAAUGCCAAUAUAGGUGAGGUCUUGUAUUGGUAAAACUUAUAAAAUAAAAAUGUUCGUUUUAAGCAUAUUGUACAUAUACUUUGAUAAAGAAAUAUUAGCUUUUUUAAAAUCAAAGUUUUUCUGAUUUUUGAGAACACUUUGAUAAGAGCAUUUUAGUACACCUCAGUUAAAUAGAAUCUAUUGUUAGAGGUAGUGGAAACCUUACUCCAUGCUUUUUUUGUUUUUUAAUUCUUGGCUAUUUAAAUGUUCAGUUUGGAAUUUAAUAGUUUAAAAUAAAAAUAUUUUCCAUUUACAGGUUGCUGUAUCCUAUUGUAAAUUCCGUAUUUUCUGGAAGGAUGUAUCAAAAUUGUAUCUUAUGAAAAGGAAUAUCAUAGUUUAUAUGACAAAAUUUCUGUGGCUAAAUUGCAUGACUCUUUAAUGAGAAUUAACUCUGUGUCUGCACAAUAUUCUACUUUCUGAUUUCUUGUUAUAAAAUGGGUAAUAUGAGUUCUACCAAAAAAAAAAGGGGGGCUCCCUUUCUGAAUGCCAAAUACAGUCAACAUCUUAUCCAGAGAUUUAUAGAUUAUGUAGAGAAUGACUCCCACUCUAUCACCCUCUUAGAAAAUGCUGUGGGAAAAAAAUAUUUUUUUGUGGCUUGUAAAUGGGGAGGCUAGGUUCUGUCACUUACUAUGUGGUUAGAUCAACUUACAGAAAACAUUAUUCAAGCUAAGUUAAUUUAAAACUACAGAAAAUGAAAUGUUAAAUAUAAUAUCUGUAAGUAACUUUAAUAUAAUUUGAACUUCUCAAAUACUUUGAUAUAUAUUUACUUUAGCAGGACUCCAAAGGUUCUGUGGAAUAGCUGGAAUUUUGGAAACAUUUAGAAGCUCAGGAGAAACUGAAAUAAGCAGCUCAGUGAACAACUAAACAGGAUAAUGGGAUGUGGAUGGAAUGCGAUUAUUUCAUAUUAAAUGGAAAGGGACAGGUGUAAUAGCAAGGUCAGCAUACCCAGGUAUGACCACAGGGAAGCAUCAAUCACAGUGGACAAUUAUACUCACCAAUGACCACAAGGGUGUAGCAAUCUCCUCAGUGAGCAGCUGCUAGCCAGCAGCAUGGCCCCCAGUUCCUCAGCCAGCCCCGGGGAACAACUGCCGGCCACCACACAGUCCCCAAGUUGCCCCAAAGAGAAGCCAGCAUGCAGAGUGUUUCUCCUGCCCCAGACUGGCCCGAGACCCAGGCAACACUGGGUCUGCCACAGUCAGUACUACAUCCUCACUGGUAGGUCAGGAGAAAUCUUAAAACAUAAUUUCAAUAACUUGCAAGCAAGGCCAGAAAAAUAAAAAGUUAAGGUUUAUGAGGAUACUCAUCACCUUAGAGGAGGCUAUCAAUCUGGACUCUAGUGCUUAUGGGAAAUUACUUUGAGAAAUUUACUGUGCAUUCAGAGAUGAACAAGACGGGGCAGCAGCUUGUUUGAGAAAUGUAGUCAUAUGUUCCCAUAUGCCAGAGAGAUGCAAUAUUUUGACAAGUAGGCCCCUGAUACAAAUGUUAACAACUGUAAAGACAAAAACUGAUCUCUAUGGAAACACACUUACUCAUGGAGAGAUGUAGCAGAUGGUCUCAAUUUUAGCAGUCUGGAUACAGUCAUAGAAUCUCAGAGCAAAUGGGAAACGUAGGCUCGUCUCUUUAUGUAUGGUGAAAUCCUGACUUCAACAAUUGUGACUUGGGGAAUGGAGAAGGGACAGUGGAGCCUCAUAUAGGAGAAGGAGGUGAAUAGCAAAACCCUCAUGAUUGUGAGAGGGAGGUAGUGAGAGCCUCCUAUUGUUGGGGAAGGAGAAGGAGCUGAAGAAACUGAUACUCAGUUACUACCUCCUUUGCUUCAGAAGUAUCCUGAAAAAUCAUAGAAUCUUACAAUACUAGAACACGAAGGGACCUCGAGAAGCAUCACGUCCAGUCCCCUGCCGUCACGUCAGGACCAACCAGCAUGUAGGCCCAAGCUGAAUUACAUCACUUCCUAAAAGCAAUCGAAUACAGUACAUCUUCUUAAGAAAUUUAAACUCAUAUACAUCGGCAGGAAACAGGAAAUGUACAUGUUCCUGUAAAACAGGGAGAAACUAAAAUUGAGCAUCAUGCCUAAUAACAAAGAAUGUGACACAAAGAAACAAAACUUCAUGUUGUUUUUUUUCUUGUUUUUCGCUACAGGAUCUGCCAGUUAUGGCCUUAACACAGAAUCUUCGGGAGAUUAUCUAUCAACUACAGAAACAACAACGAGACUAGUGACAUCUACAGAAUAUUUAGCAGAAGCAGGUGACAAUGAUGUGAAACCUGUCAGCACACCAACAGAGGCUGAGAUUAAUUCUGAAACAGAAAAUAAUACAAGUAUUGAGUUAAAUUAUAUGACUAAUGACACCACCACUGAACUGGCAGGGGCACAGCCUGCCUUAAUGUUUUGCA
Molecule: messenger RNA, 4721 nt
Organism: Pelodiscus sinensis (Chinese soft-shelled turtle)
Lineage: Eukaryota; Metazoa; Chordata; Testudines; Trionychidae
Source: RefSeq, a predicted model, not a curated record